UGGUAGAGAAGGGGGAAAAAUAACAAACAGCAGUGAGUGUGGAUGGACUGGCUGGUGUAGGCAUGGAGCCCCCAUUGACCAAGAGGAGUCAGACUCUGAGGUUAGCGGAUUUGGCAGCGGCUCAAGCCCAUCCUCACCAGACUAUGACAGGCUUCCCGGGGCUGGGGGGUCAUCAAGCUCACUCCCACCCUGCCCACCUCCACCCUGGGGAGUUGGGGAGUGACCCUGGAGUGGCCCUGACUCCAUUCGGACCUGAGCACAUGGCCCAAGCCAGUGCCCUGAAACUUAGUCCCUCUCAGCACAUGGCAGCUCACCCCGAAGCUCAGACUGCAGCUGCCUUUGCCUCGUCGGCUACAGUCAGCUACCCAGUAGCCCCCUCCCACCCUGGCUAUACUAGUAGCCGGGACUUUAUCCUCAGGAGGGAGCUGUCCACCUCUGCCAUGUUAGGAGAGCAGCAUCCGGCCAGCAGCUCCCCCCAUCAUCAUCACCACCACCCCCACCACCCACACAGUAUGUUCAUCUCCUCCACUGGCACCUAUGGGCACCCCGAGGGGGGCAGUCACCCUCUCUUCACCGGUCUGCACCACGAGCAAGCGGCCCCAGGAGUCCCCCACCCCCUGAACGGCCAGGUGCGCCUUGGCUUGGCUGGAGAACUUUACGGAAGAGCUGAGCCCUUCAGAGCCGAGCACUAUGCAGCCUCCUCCAUCCACAGCUACAACUCUAUGAACUUAAAUGUCAACCUGGCUGCAGCAGCCGCCCACCCAGCCGCCGCGGGGGCCUUCUUCAGGUACAUGAGGCAGCCCAUCAAGCAGGAGCUAAUCUGCAAAUGGAUCGAUCAGGAGCAGAGCUCCAAGAAACCGUGCUCCAAAACUUUCAGCACCAUGCACGAACUGGUCAAUCAUGUAACGGUGGAGCACGUUGGGGGCCCCGAGCAGAGUAGCCAUGUCUGCUUCUGGGAGGAAUGUCCCAGGGAGGGAAAACCUUUCAAAGCCAAAUACAAACUGGUUAACCACAUCAGAGUGCACACUGGAGAGAAACCUUUCCCAUGCCCCUUUCCUGGAUGUGGCAAGGUCUUUGCUCGCUCUGAAAACUUGAAAAUUCACAAACGAACUCACACAGGAGAGAAACCCUUUAAGUGUGAGUUUGAUGGAUGUGACAGGAAGUUUGCUAACAGCAGUGACAGGAAGAAGCACUCCCACGUGCACACCAGUGACAAGCCUUACUACUGUAAAGUGAGAGGCUGUGACAAGUCCUACACCCACCCCAGCUCCCUGAGGAAGCACAUGAAAAUACACUGCAAGUCCCCCCCGGGCUCCCCUACCUCUAUCGGAUACCCUGCUGUAGGGACUCCUUUAGAAGACCCUCUGUCCCCUUCUCAGGACCAGGUCAGGGGGAGAUCUGCUAACCUGUCUCCCCAAGUGACCAACCUCAAUGAAUGGUACGUCUGUCAGGCCAGUGGGGCCCAAAAUAACCUGCAUACCCCUUCCAGCAAUGGGGACUCCUCGGAUUCUGAGGAUGAGGGGUCUUACAGGAACUCUGAGAGGACUAUACACUAGAACAACCAUCAGUACAUACAAUUAAGGCAGCUUAUUGGUGUCUAUCCAACAUUCUUGGCAGAUGGACUGGAGGAACAAAUG
Messenger RNA from Pelobates fuscus (common spadefoot toad), 1637 nucleotides. RefSeq names its product Zic family member 5 (gene ZIC5). The transcript is spliced from 2 exons. NCBI's taxonomy places the organism in Eukaryota, Metazoa, Chordata, Amphibia, Anura, Pelobatidae. Gene Ontology annotation, cellular component: nucleus. The record is from RefSeq and is a predicted model, not a curated record. Gene Ontology annotation, molecular function: RNA polymerase II cis-regulatory region sequence-specific DNA binding; DNA-binding transcription factor activity, RNA polymerase II-specific. Gene Ontology annotation, biological process: regulation of transcription by RNA polymerase II. Bases 63 to 1556 code for a protein of 497 amino acids.